AUGAGCAAUAUUAAAGUGUUCUGCAGAAUCCGACCUUUAAAUCAGAAAGAAACAUCUCUAAUUAACUACAACAUUAGGGAUUAAACAAUGUAAUUAGGUGAGUAAAAGUUUACUUUUGAUAAAAUCCUUGAUAGUAACGCAAACUAAUAAUAGGUGUAUGAUGAAAUAGGAAAACCUAUUAUAGAUUAAAUUCUCUAAGGAUUCAACGCCACUUUGCUAAUGUAUGGGCAAACAUCAUCUGGUAAAACAUACACAAUGAUUGGUGAUUAAUAAUAACCAGGAAUCAUAAAAAGAACCAUCAAUGAUUUGUUUGAUGCCAUAGAGAGCUCUCCAACAGAAUCUGAAUUUCGAAUUAAAAUCUCAAUUGUGGAGAUAUAUAAAGAAAAGGUUAAGGAUCUUUUAGAUAUCAAUAAAUAAGAUUUAAAAGUAAGAGAGAUGGCUAACUAAGGAUUCUAUAUUCAAUAGGUAACAUAAUUAUGGGUCAGCGAUAAAGAUGAAAUUUACAAUGCCUUAUAAAAAGGUUUGGUCAACAGAUAAGUUGGAUAUACUAAUCUUAAUGAUAUGUCUUCCAGAUCUCAUCUGUUAUUUUAAAUGACCGUAAUUAUGAAUAAUGAAAUUGAAGGGACAUCUUACACAGGGUAAUUGAUUAUGGCUGAUCUUGCAGGUAGUGAAAAUGCAUCCAAAGCAGGAACGACUGGUACCUCAUUGCAAGAAGGAGCAUUCAUUAAUAAGAGUCUGCUAACUUUAUCUAAUGUAAUUAAUGGAUUAUCAGAAAAAUAAUAACAUGUACCUUUUAGAGAAUCUAAUCUAACAAAACUGUUAUGGAACGGAUUAAGUAAAAAUUCCAUGACUUCCCUGAUUAUCACUUGCAGUCCUUGUAUUACUAAUGAAUCUGAGACAGUCAGUACUCUUAGAUUCGGAGUUAGAGCUAAAAUGAUUAAAACAUAACCAAAAGUAAAUAAGGAAGUGACAAUCAAAGAAUUAGAAAUCUAAAAUAAUAAAUUAACUAAGGAAUUGGAAGAAAAGAACUAUAUUAUUGAUCAAUUAAAAAAGGAUGAUAACAAGGUUAAAAUUAUUAAAUUAGAAGAAUAAAUCUUACAGUUGUUAAAGGAUAAUUAAUAAUUGAAAGAGUAAAACUCAUAAUUGAUAACUGAUUUAGAUAUGAGAUCUAUUGACUAUUAAGAAGUUUAAACAAAUUUUAAAAAUUCAUUGCUGGAAUCAGAUAGAUUAUAAUAAUCUAAUUUGAGUUAUCAAUAAUAAAUUGAAUAACUUCAAAUAAAUAGAGAAAAUGAAAUUCAAGAAUUAUAUACUUAAAUUGAUGUAUUUAAACAACAACUCUAAUAAAAAGAUGAAAACAUUUAAUAACUAUCUAAACAUUUAGAAAACUUAUAAAGAGCACAAACUUAAAAUGCUCAACUAUUAUUAAGUGAACAUUCUAUUGAAAAAAUAGAAACAUAAAAUAUGACAGAUUUACUUAAAGAAAUAGAUGAGCUUAAAACAAAGGCAUUUUAAGAGAAGAAUAAGAUAAAGUAGUUAAAUAAAGUCUACGAAAGCUAAACCUUAGUAUAUACAAAACAAAUUCAAAGCCAAGAAGCUGAAAUAUCUAAAUUAAAUGAAGAUGUUAAAAAUUAUUAAUUACAACUUAUGAAAAAUAAUAGUGAAUUGCUCAAUUUAACAACAUAAAACAAUCGACUUCUUAAGGAUUUAGAAAAUAGAAUUUUAAAAGUAACAGAAUUAUAAGAAAAAUAUGAUUACCAAUACGAUUAACUUAAUAAGUUGAAAAAACAAUUGAAUUUGGAAGAAGUUGGUGUUUAUGAAGAAAAUUAUAAAUUGCAUUCAUAAAUACAAGAUCUCUAAAAAAAGUAUAUCUAAGAAGAGUCCUUAAGAAGAUCCCAUCAAUAAACUUCAAGUUAAACUUUAUAAGCAAAACUUUCUAGAAUUCAAUAAUUAGAAUCGGAAAAUUAUCAAUUAAAAUUAGACAUUUAGAAUUCAUAGAUUCUAAAAUCACAAAACUAUAAUGAAUCUGUCAUUAUUUCAUAGUUCUAGUCUGUCAACAAAGGAAGUACGAUUUCAAAAAUUGUUAAAAAAUAGUAAAAUUAGAUUGAUUUAUUGUGA
Molecule: messenger RNA, 2115 nt
Organism: Paramecium tetraurelia
Lineage: Eukaryota; Ciliophora; Oligohymenophorea; Peniculida; Parameciidae
Exons: 4
Biological process (GO): microtubule-based movement
Molecular function (GO): ATP binding; microtubule motor activity; microtubule binding
Source: RefSeq, a predicted model, not a curated record